Molecule: messenger RNA, 1600 nt
Organism: Drosophila serrata
Lineage: Eukaryota; Metazoa; Arthropoda; Insecta; Diptera; Drosophilidae
Product: importin-13-like
Biological process (GO): protein import into nucleus
Cellular component (GO): cytoplasm
Molecular function (GO): small GTPase binding
Source: RefSeq, a predicted model, not a curated record
ACCAGUAAACAUCGCAAGCUAAACAAUAUUUUCAAAUAUUCAAAGUAUUACAACAUUUUAACCUAAACCAAAGUGAAACUCAACCAAUCCUGACUACAAGUUACAAAGUUUUAUCUAAAUUCCUAGCAAGUUCAAUAUUUACUACAAACUACAAAGUUUGUCAAAAUUUAAAGCAUUCAAAAUCUAGUUCUUACUUCAAAAUCUUAUAGGUCUCGCUACAAGCUACAAGACCCUUAGCAACCCAUGAACUUGGGAUCAAACUGAAUCAAGGAACAUUCUUCAGAAUUCAUAGUAAUAACUAAUAAGGAUUCAAAAUCUUCUAGUUUUUGCUGCAAGCUUCAAGACCCUUAGCAAUCCAUGAACUUGGAAUCAAAUUGAAUCAAGGAACAUUCUUCAGAAUUCAAAUUAUAGUUCGUCUCCAGUAGAUCAGGAUAAUAUAUAGAAAGACCAAAUCAGAAUGGAACAAAUUGAUAUAGUGCGCAUUGAGGAGGCCAUUACCUCAUUUACUGUUCGAACGGACAGGACCAGGCGGCCGACAAAUGGCUUACUGAGGCUAAGGCCAGUCCUUUGGCUUGGCAAUUUUCCUUUCAACUGAUGGAACCGGGCAAGAGCGCCGAGAUUCAGUUCUUUGGAGCCAGUGUUCUUCACUCUAAGCUGAGGAAGGAUUGGCAUGAAGUUCCACAGGAGAGUCAAGAGCAACUGAAACAAAAGAUCCUUUACGGGAUUGGGAUUUUUGCCGGAGGGCCGAAGAUCGUCCUGAAUCGACUGUGUAUGUCCCUCGGGGCUUUCAUAGUUCACAUGCUCCUUGAGUCCCGUACUCAGCCCAUCGAGGAGGUGACCAAUACUUUCAUUAAUGAUCAGAUCCCCAACAUUACUCGCGAUGUGCAGAAUGAGAUCUUGGUGGAAAUUCUGGAGGGUAUUCCAGAUGAGGCCCAUUCCGUAGUUUCCAGUGUUAGCCGAGUAAAACUGCACGAUAUGGUCGGUAAAUGCAUUCCAUUCGUUCUUCAGAUAUGCCAUCACAUUGACACUAGAAGAGCUGUUAAGUGCAUCGGCACAUGGAUUCAAAACUAUGGGUUUCCCAUCGAGGGCAGCGUAAGCAUUACACCCAUUCUGUUGCAGGUGGUGCAAAAGUGCUAUUGGCAUCAUGGCAUCAUGUCCGCGGAGGAGAAUGAGUUGGCCGAAUCCGCUUUAAAGACAUUGUCCGCGAUAAUCAUUCAGCCAAGCAACUCUCCCCAGAUGGUGUUUGGACUUAUUCAAAUGUUCCUUGACGGACUGUCUGAAAUAGUUAAAGCGGAAUGGGAGGAAACCAAAAAUGAGAACUUGGAAACGCUUAUAUACUCGUUAUAUGUGUCUUCCCUAGAACAGCACUCAACGUUGCUGAUAAAUGGAAUCACUACCGAUCCGGAUGUCUUCAAUUUAUUGAAACGCAUCGUCCACGAACUUAUGUACUGCACCGAGAAACCCGGGAAUUAUCCCGUGGAAGAGAAGUGCAGCAUCAAGGCUCUGCCCUUCUGGGACAUACUCCAGGAUAAGAUCCGUUCCAUUCCCAGCGGGGACAAAGGCUCCACUGCUUGGAGUUCAUAAAGCCGGUGUACGCCCA